AGUUCUGAUUGUUACAAUCGUACAAAAUCGAGUAAUUUUUCUGUCCAAAAAAGAUGGCAAUAGAAAUCAGUGUCUUCAUCGGCAUCACCGUUGCUGGAUGGAUUCUCGUGGGAUGUGGUGGAAAAAAGAAAAAGGCUGGAGCUGUAAAGUCUUCAACAGCCCCAGCACCGGCUCCGAAAGCCGAUAGUAAGAUGAAGGCGCCUGAGGAAAAGGAGAAAUCGAAAAAGAGUGAAAAGAAAGAGGAGCCGAAGAAGGAAGAGGAGAAAAAGGAGAAAUCGAAGAAGAGCGAAGGGAAGAAGAGUGAUAAGAAGGAGGAGAAGAAAGAGGAGAAGAAGGAGGAGAAGGAGGAUAAAAAGGAGGAGAAGAAGGAGGAAAAGAAGGAAGACGAUAAGAAAGAUGAGAAAAAGGAUGAGAAAAAGGAUGAAAAGGAAGAAGAUAAGAAGAGUGAAGAUAAGAAGGAGGAUGAAAAAGAAAAAGAUGACGAUAAGAAGGAAGACAAGAAGGAUGAUAAGAAGAGUGAUAAUAAGGAUGAUAAAGAUGAUGAGAAGAAAGAAGAGAAGAAAGAUGAUAAAGAGGAAAAGAAGGAGGAAAAGAAGGAGGAAAAGAAGGAGGAAAAGAAGGAGGAAAAGAAGGAGGAAAAGAAGGAGGAGGAAAAGAAGGAAGAGAAGAAAGAGGAAAAGAAGGAGGACGAGAAGAAGGUGGAACCGAAGCCUGGAGAGCCGAAACCCCAUAUCAGUAUCGAGCCACCCGGUGAUCUGAUGUUCAAGGCCGAUCAGCAAGAGCAGAAGAAGCUGACACUCACAAACACUCAUGACAAGAAGAUCAUGUUCAAGAUUAAGACAUCGGAUAAUCAGGUUUAUCUCGUGAAUCCAGUGUACGGUACUGUCGAACCAGGAAAAACUGCUGAUCUUACAAUCACUCGAAACAAGGCCCCAGCAAAGGAAGCUAAGCUUGUCAUUGUGAACAGUGUGUUUUCUGGUGAUGAUAAGGAUCUUGCCAAAUCAUUCAAGAUUGGAAAACCGACUGGAGGACAAGUCACUAUCAAAUUGAAUAGCAAAUAAAUAUUUUUUGUAUUGU
Messenger RNA from Caenorhabditis elegans, 1077 nucleotides. It is a transcript of the gene F36H12.3, whose product is annotated as Major sperm protein. Lineage: Eukaryota; Metazoa; Nematoda; Chromadorea; Rhabditida; Rhabditidae. The record is from RefSeq and is marked reviewed. The transcript is spliced from 4 exons. The coding region runs from base 54 to 1061 and encodes 335 amino acids.